This is a messenger RNA of Acipenser ruthenus (sterlet), 2120 nucleotides long. Its product is annotated as chemokine-like protein TAFA-4. Gene Ontology annotation, molecular function: receptor ligand activity. The transcript has 8 exons. The coding region runs from base 934 to 1341 and encodes 135 amino acids. The record is from RefSeq and is a predicted model, not a curated record. NCBI's taxonomy places the organism in Eukaryota, Metazoa, Chordata, Actinopteri, Acipenseriformes, Acipenseridae.
CUAUCAUCAUUUCAAAUCGAUCGCAGCUGGUAAGGAGUUCGGGAUGUGCAACUAUCGUGUCAAAUAUGACCACCAGUCUGUUUCUCUCCAACAUGGCACUUCGGGGAUCUCUAAAUAAGAGAAUGGAGAAAGAUACCAGUCAUUAAUGGUGUGCGUGAUAAAACUAUGUGUUAAUAAUGCAAUUCGAAUUCAACAUGUAUUGGAUAUAUUCACUCCGCAAAGUGUUCAGGUCUUGGUGGAUAAACUGACUAUUUAUUUUGGUUGCAUUUCGUGUUUGUUUUGUGGGGCUACGCUCUAAUGUCCAAAGGUGUACCCUUAGAACUUACAACCUGAUAAAUAAAGCACAAGUCGUAGAUGCCAGUGCUGUGGCUAAUACUGCUAUUCUUUCAGCAGCGUUCAGCAGUAAGACUGUGUAAACGACCCUGGCAGCACUUGGUCGUUUUGUUUGAUGGACUAGCAGGCUUUGGAGGUGUAUCGCAGAGGGCUGAAAUUGAAAUCAGUGAAGUGAACAAAAAGUGAUUCACAACAACAGUGUCACUUUUGGAAAGUAAAGUUAUUUUUGCACAAAUGUGGAUUGCUACAGUUUCAGUAAUACAGUUGUUCCCUAUCUCAAGGUUUAGGAUGUUUGUAGAAGUGCUGUGACCACCCAGGAUUCAAUUGAACAGGAGUCCUAGGAAGUUUUUUUUAAAGAGACUGCUGAAAUCGUAUGAAGACUUUGUUGUGGAAGAUGAUCCAGUCUUUUGUGCUGUUUUAAACAAAGAACCUCUGAAAAAAUGAAAGAAGCCAUAAGGUUACAUUAUAGCAAGGCUGAACAGAAAAGUAGCCAUGGUGAUUUCUUGUAGCAUGUCUGGCUUAUGGUGAAGAAUUUACUGAAGUAAACCUGUUCAGUUUAGAUGCUAUUCUGAAACAGACAGAAAGGGUUUGUUCUUCAGGAUGAAGUUUCACACCAGAACAGUACAGCUGUCCUACUGGCUCUUGCUGGUCUACAUGUUAGCGUUGUGCUGUAAGCUGAUGUCCGCUGCAAACCACUUUCCCAGAGGACAGACAGGCUACCACCAGGUCAAACAGGGGACUUGUGAAGUUGUUGCUAUACACCGGUGCUGUAAUAAAAACAAGAUCGAGGAGCGAUCCCAAACGGUCAAGUGCUCCUGCUUUCCAGGGCAGGUUGCAGGUACAACGAGAGCAAGGCCUUCAUGUGUAGAAGCCUCCAUAGUGCUGCAGAAGUGGUGGUGUCAAAUGCAUCCGUGUCAAGACGGUGAAGAGUGUAAAGUGCUUCCCGAUCUCACAGGGUGGUCCUGCAGCACUGGCAACAAGGUCAAGACAACGAAGGUGACACGGUAGCAAGAAAAGUCACGGAUCAUUCUUGUGUGAAACCCUGCACACGUUACCUUAGGUUCCAUGGAUAAACAGAACCAGCCUGUUUUGUCUGCAAAAAAAAAAAAAAAGAUGAUACAACUAGUAGGUCCUUUUGUAAAUGGGACAGAAGAAUUACUAUAAAUGACGGUAAUGAACAGUCACUCUUUGGUACUACAAUUGGAGAGAUGAAGAAAAAGAAGCUGAGAAAAUGGAUUCAAAAUAGCCCACAAGUUCAACUUUCCUAUCCAUGAAUUUUUUUGGAUGACAAUUUUAAUACUAAAGCAGUUACAUUGUGUAUGGAACAAAAUGCAAUGACUGGUAUAUUCAUAAAGCAUUUCAGAUGUAGGCUCAUCCUUGGAGUACCUUUAUAUCCUUCCUGUAAGAUUUUGGAUGAUAAUGUUGCACUGUGUAGAAUAGAAAUUUAACCCCAAAAAACUGAACUCGAAUCCCAGUAAAACUGACUGGUUUGAAUCUCAGUAUGCCACAAAGGUGUGUAGAAAUAAAUAAGGGAUCACACAUAUAUUUUGCAACAAAUUAUUCUUAAAUGGCUCAUGUGGGUCAAGUCCUACCAUGAAAUGUUUCCAGCAAAUCAUAUCCCAGUUGCAAUUAAAGUUACAAAUAGGAUCAUAAAACAACAUUAAACAUUCAUGUAAGAUAUUUGCACUAGUUGAAACUGUUUUCUGAAUUUUUCUUUUUAUUACUAGCUAUUCCAUGUCCUUUUGCUGUUAAUGUCGUUAUAUCAAAUUAAAGAACAUAUUUUAUAA